Molecule: messenger RNA, 1515 nt
Organism: Oreochromis niloticus (Nile tilapia)
Lineage: Eukaryota; Metazoa; Chordata; Actinopteri; Cichliformes; Cichlidae
Product: protein NLRC3-like
Exons: 1
Source: RefSeq, a predicted model, not a curated record
ACAAAGGGAGUGGCUGGCAUUGGGAAAACAGUCUUAACACAGAAAUAUACCCUGGACUGGGCUGAAGACAAAGCCAACCAGGACAUCCAGUUCAUAUUUCCAUUCACUUUCAGAGAGCUGAAUGUGCUGAAAGAGGAAAAGUUCAGCUUGGUGGAACUUGUUCAUCACUUCUUUACUGAAACCAAAGAAGCAGGAAUCUGCAGCUUUGAAGACUUCCAGGUUGUGUUCAUCUUUGAUGGUCUGGAUGAGUGUCGACUUCCUCUGGACUUCCACAAAAAUACAAUCCUAACUGACCCUAGAAAGUCCACCUCAGUGGAUGUGCUGCUGACAAACCUCAUCAGGGGGAAGCUGCUUCCCUCUGUUUACCUCUGGAUAACCACACGGCCUGCAGCAGCCAAUCAGAUCCCUCCUGACUCUGUUGGUAUGAUGACAGAGAUCAGAGGGUUCAAUGACCCACAGAAGGAGGAGUACUUCAAGAAGAGAUUCAGAGAUGAGGAGCAGGCCAGCAGGAUCAUCUCCCACAUCAAGAUAUCACGAAGCCUCCACAUCAUGUGCCACAUCCCAGUCUUCUGCUGGAUCACUGCUACAGUACUUGAGGAUGUCUUGAAAACCAGAGGAGGAGGACAGCUGCCCAAGACUCUGACUGAGAUGUAUAUCAACUUCCUGGUGGUUCAAGCCAAAAUGAAGAAGGUCAAGUAUGAUGGAGGAGCUGAGACAGAUCCACACUGGAGUCCAGAGAGCAGGAAGAUGAUGGAGUCUCUGGGAAAACUGGCUUUUGAUCAGUUGCAGAAAGGAAACCUGAUCUUCUAUGAAUCAGACCUGACAGAGUGUGGCAUCAAUAUCAGAGCAGCCUCAGUGUACUCAGGAGUGUUCACACAGAUCUUUAAAGAGGAGAGAGGACUGUACCAGGACAAGGUGUUCUGCUUCAUCCAUCUGAGUGUUCAGGAGUUUCUGGCUGCUCUUCAUGUCCAUCUGAGCUUCAUCAACUCUGGACUCAAUCUGCUGGAAGAACAACAAACCACCUCCAAGUGGUCUAGCUUUUUUAGAAAAAAAGAGUCUCUCCACCAGAGUGCAGUAAACAAGGCCUUACAGAGUCCAAAUGGACACCUGGACUUGUUCCUCCGCUUCCUCCUGGGUCUUUCUCUGCAGACCAAUCAGACUCUCCUACAAGGUCUGCUGACACAGACAGGAAGUAGCUCACAGACCAAUCAGGAAACAGUCCAGUACAUCAAGAAGCAGCUCAGUGAGAAUCUGUCUGCAGAGAAAAGCAUCAAUCUGUUCCACUGUCUGAAUGAACUGAAUGAUCGUUCUCUAGUGGAGGAGAUCCAGCAGUCCCUGAGUUCAGGAUGUCUCUCCGCAGAUGAAUUAUCUGCAACUCAGUGGUCAGCACUGGUCUUCAUCUUACUGUCAUCAGAAAAAAAUUUGGAUGUGUUUGACCUGAAGAAAUACUCUGCUUCAGAGGAGGCUCUUCUGCGGCUGCUGCCAGUGGUCAAAGCCUCCAGCAAAGCUCUGUAA